UGCAUUGAAAACUUGCCUUGAAAAUGUACACACGUGAUUAUCCCGCCAUCUUUAUUUAGUUUAGUUUAGUUUAGUUAGACGUCAAUUGCUCUAAUAACAUUUGCGAUGAAUGAUUAUAAAGUAGAAUUCUCGAUAGCAUUUGCAACGACAAGAGAAGCGGAUGUUGUUUACCAAGUACUCAGAGUAGAUAAGGAACCUCCAAGAUCUGGUGUUAUUAAAAAAAUAGAACAGAAAGAUAAUCAAUUACAAAUAUCAUUUUCCAGUACAGAAGUACGUAAACUUCGCGUUGGUAUUACGUCUUUCUUUGACAGUUUAACCUUAGUUACAGAAACUAUACAGCAAUUUGGACCACCAGAAUCUAUGUACGAUUAUUAUUAGUUUCUAAUAUACUUGGUUUAAAUAUAA
This is a messenger RNA of Vespa crabro (European hornet), 405 nucleotides long. It is a transcript of the gene Tcs6, whose product is annotated as EKC/KEOPS complex subunit Lage3. The coding region runs from base 106 to 378 and encodes 90 amino acids. NCBI's taxonomy places the organism in Eukaryota, Metazoa, Arthropoda, Insecta, Hymenoptera, Vespidae. The record is from RefSeq and is a predicted model, not a curated record. Gene Ontology annotation, cellular component: EKC/KEOPS complex. The transcript is spliced from 3 exons.